AUGCGGAACCUCAAGACGAUAGCUUAUCGGGAAAGCCAACUUCCCGAUGGCCUGCCACUAACAGCAACAGCAUGGGACACGACGAAUGACACGAUCGUUUGUGCAUUUGGUCCGACGCCCACAAACCCUGUCAUCGAGCUCAGACGAAGAACUGGACACUCGUCUCUCAACGAGGAUUUUGCGACUAUCGCGUCUUGGGAUUCUCCCUGCCCCCUGCCCGAGCUGGAAUGCGAUGAAAUCGUCCUGCUUCAGCACUUCUCCGACAAUGCGACAUCUUGUCUCGUCUUGGCAGGCGGAGAUGUGGUGGUCGUUCGUGAAGAUCCAUUGCCGGACCAGGAGAAGAUUGAGAUCGUUGGUUCCGUUGACGCUGGCAUCUGUGCGGCCGCCUGGGCACCCGACGAAGAAAUAUUGGCCAUCGUGACUCGGGCUGACACGCUUGUAUUAAUGAGCAGGACCUUCGAGCCGCUGAAUGAAGCUACCCUCUCACCUGACGAUCUGAAAGUGUCCAAGCAUGUCUCAGUCGGCUGGGGCCAGAAGGAAACGCAGUUCCAGGGACGACGGGCCAAAGCCAUGCGAGAUCCCACCGUACAGGAGAAGGUUGAUCAAGGGGAGCCUAGUCCUUACGAGCACGGUGAUGUGGCGCUCAGCUGGCGAGGCGACGGGCAGUACAUUGCUGUCAACAGUAUGAUUCCGGGCCAUCGGCGAGUCAUCAGAGUGUUUACGCGGGAGGCUGCACUCGAUAGUGCUAGCGAACCCGUCGAUGGCAUGGAGUCCGCGCUGAGUUGGAAACCCUCAGGCCAACUCAUCGCCAGCGUCAAGCGGUCUGACGCGAAGGUUGAGGUCAUCUUCUUCGAAAGGAACGGUCUCCGGCAUGGUCAAUUCGAUCUCCGGGUGACGAGAGAAGAGAUGGACUCGUGGGCAUCCAGGAUUUCUCUCGCGUGGAAUACCGACUCAUCCGUUCUGGCUGUCUCAUUGAAGGACCGAACACAGCUCUGGACUACGGGCAACUACCAUUACUAUCUCAAACAAGAGCUUUCAUUUGGUUCCACAUCCGGAAUGAAACCCUUGAAAUGGCAUCCGGAAACACCGUUGAGGAUCGCGUGUGGCUACACGAAACGGCUAUAUGACUUGACAUUCCUGUCCACAGUGUCUCGAGGAAGCACGAUCGCUCCAUAUGAUAUUGGGACUGUAGCAGUCAUUGACGGUAGGACGCUGAAGCUCACUCCUUUCAAGCAAGCUGGGGUUCCACCGCCAAUGGCAUUCUGUGAGGCGGCAUUCGGUCACAGUAUCAUUGACUGUGCCAUCAGUCAAGACGGCCUGAAAAUCGCCGUGCUGACCACAACAACAGUCGAGUUAUGCGACUGGAAGACUCGUACGACCGUCAAAGGCGAUCUGAAGCUCACCGAGACAGUCGUGUCCCGAAGUGUCCCGUUUCCGACGAUCAGCGCCGGCGCAGGCCAGUCGAUGACUUCCCACUAUUCGCAGAUCGCUCUUAGGGGCAACGAAGUUUUCAUUCUCUCACCCAUGCAGCGCGUGGCCACAGCGUCCUGCUACAAGUUAAGAUGGUCGUCGGAGAUAACUAUCCCACCCUGGGAACAAGUUCGUGUCCCUGACACUUCGGUGAGCCUGAUCGUGGACACCUUUGAGGAGGCCGUCUUCGUGACCCAACCAGACAAGUCCGCGACAGUUUUGCUCUCAGAGGAUCCUGAGCCCGGGGUUACCCAGUCCACCGACUUGAAAGGCAGCCAACCCAACAGCUCCAUCUUCUCUCUUCGCGAGACGGAUACGACGCACCUGAACGGCGAAACGAACGGGCACAUCAUAAAACACCACAAGGUCUCCCUGACAUCCAAAGGCAGUCUCUACAUCGACGAGACCCUCUUCGUGCGUGAAGUGACCUCCUACGUCCUAACUUCAGCGCACCUGGUCUUCACCACGUCGUCACAUCUUCUGAAAUUCGUACACCUUACAGAUGACCCGUCCACGAUGCAAGUCCCGCCCGACACGCCCGAGGUGGAUGAACGGUGCCGGAACAUCGAGCGAGGCGGCAAGAUCGUCACAAUCAUACCCUCCGUCUACGCCGUGAUCCUACAGAUGCCACGCGGAAACCUUGAAACCAUCUAUCCCCGUCUGCUUGUCCUGUCAGGUAUCCGUCAACAUCUCAAGGAGCAAGACUAUCGCGCUGCAUUUCUAGCGUGCCAAACUCACCAAGUCGACAUGAACAUCCUGCACGACUACGACCCGGAGACAUUCCUCUCCAACGUGCCGAAAUUCAUCGACCAGGUCAAGAAGCCCGGCCGUGUCGAUGAAUUCCUCUCCAAGCUCAAAGACGAGGACGUCACGAAGACGUUGUAUCGGGAUACGACCCUGCCAGCCACUACCACGGCCAGGGCUACCGCUCAACCUCAAUCCCAGGACCCUCGCCAACAGCAGCCCGCGCCAGGCAGCAAAGUGAACAGAAUCGCCGAUGCGUUCCUCUCGGCGCUGUCGGCCCGACCCUCGUUGUCGUCAAUCCAGACCAUCAUAACCGCGCAUGUGUGCAAGCGGCCUCCUGACCUGACUUCGGCCCUAUCGUUGAUCUCUCGCCUCGUCCGCACGCCAGAAGGAAGAGAAGAGGCCGACACGGCCAUCUCACACCUCUUCUUCCUCACGCCCAACCCGAACGUGCUAUUCGAUCACGCGCUAGGCACCUACGACCUCGAACUCACUUUGCUGGUCGCGCAGAACGACACCUCGCGGGAUCCCCGCGAGUAUAUGCCCUUCCUGCAAUCGCUGCACGCCCUCGCGCCUCUCCGCCGGCAACACACGAUCGACAACCAUUUGAAAAAGUACGCCAAGGCAUUAAUCUCCCUGCACGCGCUGGGCGAGCACGACGAAGUCAAGGCCUACGUGGUCAAACACGCGCUCUACACUCAAGCACUAGAUCUCUACAAGUACGACACGGCAGGACAACAUCUUGCGGCGAUCACGCGCCUCUACGCAGAGUAUCUGUGCACGCAGAAGUCGCAGCCCAACCACGCAGCCACGCUGUACGAAUCCCUGGGCGACUUCGCGGCCGCGUACCCGCUGUACGCGCGCGCACACAAGUGGCGCGAGAGCCUGACAUGCGCGGCCCUCGCGGCGUCCUUGGACGGACCCCAGCUCCGCACCCUAGCCCAGUCGCUCGCGACAACCAUGGCCGAUGAGAACAGGGACUACCGCGCCGCGGCGGCGAUCUACACCGACUACCUCGCCAACCCGACGGAAGCGGCGCGCCUGCUCUGCCGGGGCUCGUACUUUGCCGACGCUCUCCGAGUGUUAUCUCUCCACGCGGCUCUGGCCGACGAGAUCCCGCGUGUCGUCGACAGUGGCUUGACCGACAAGGUGGGCGAGAUCCUGGAACUGCAAGCGGACUGCCGAGCACAGCUGUCGGCUCAAAUCCCCAGGAUCAUGGACCUGCGGAAGAAGAAAGAGGACGAUCCCCUGGCGUUCUAUGGCGGCGACGCCUCCUCCGUCCCGAUCGGUGAAGACGCGGCGGGCCCGAACGUGGACAUCCCGGAUAACGUGAGCUUGGCGCCCACGGACGCGAGCACCCUGGGCGGACAGUCGCUGUUUACGCGGUACGGGUCCAACGCGUCCAAGUUCGGCGGCACCGUCGCGAGCAAUGUGUCGCGCAGGACGAGCAAGACCAAGCGACGCGAGGAGAGAAAGCGCGCGCGUGGCAAAAAGGGGAGUGUGUACGAGGAGGAAUACCUCGUCGCCUCUGUGGGGCGGCUCAUCGAACGAGUGAACGGGUUGCAUGACGAAGUGGGCCGGCUGGUGCAGGGCCUGUUGAGGCGUGGGAUGAGGGAGCAGGCGCGGCUGGUGGAGAAUGGGAUGAGGGAGAUCUGUGGGGCUUGUGAGAAGGCGAGGGUUGAAGUCUGGGGGGAGGUGAACGAGGCUGUCGUGGCAGAGGACCAGGCAGGCACGUAUGAUAUCGACGGCCAGGGUCGGCCGCCCGGUGCGGACGGUGUGUUCUGGGAUAGUCAGCAGGAAGUGGGAAGAAAGGAGCCGCCGAUGGUGAAGAGCUGGAGCGGAAGUGAGCUCAUUGCUUAG
Cladophialophora carrionii CBS 160.54 is the source of this 4074-nucleotide messenger RNA. RefSeq lists its product as uncharacterized. The record is from RefSeq and is a predicted model, not a curated record. NCBI's taxonomy places the organism in Eukaryota, Fungi, Ascomycota, Eurotiomycetes, Chaetothyriales, Herpotrichiellaceae. Gene Ontology annotation, biological process: tRNA wobble base 5-methoxycarbonylmethyl-2-thiouridinylation. Gene Ontology annotation, molecular function: tRNA binding; protein binding. The transcript has a single exon. Bases 1 to 4074 code for a protein of 1357 amino acids. Gene Ontology annotation, cellular component: cytosol; elongator holoenzyme complex.